This is a messenger RNA of Gastrolobium bilobum, 1583 nucleotides long. Its product is annotated as beta-1,3-galactosyltransferase 7-like. NCBI's taxonomy places the organism in Eukaryota, Viridiplantae, Streptophyta, Magnoliopsida, Fabales, Fabaceae. The record is from RefSeq and is a predicted model, not a curated record. The transcript has 11 exons. The coding region runs from base 13 to 1209 and encodes 398 amino acids. Gene Ontology annotation, molecular function: beta-1,3-galactosyltransferase activity. Gene Ontology annotation, cellular component: Golgi membrane.
CAGAGGACUACUAUGAAGACUCGUAGCUCUUCAAAAAUCUCUGCAAAAUGGGUUCCCAUUUUCUCUGUUUUUUCCUUCCUUCUUGGAAUGCUCAUCACAAGCAGGAUGUGGCUACCACCUGAAUUGAACGGCGUGGUUCUGUCAAAAUAUCGGCAUGAACAAGAACGAAAAGUGUUCUCAGGGGAUUGUGCUACUAAAAAGGAGUCUGUGCACGAUAAGGAUGUAAUGAACGAAGUGUUCAAAACCCAUGAAGCCAUUCAAUCUCUAGACAAGCAAGUUUCCAUGCUUCAGAUGGAACUGGCAGCAGCGAGGAGUACACGAGAACCUGGGAUUUCAGAUGGUUCGGCUAACUCCUUGGGCUCGGGCCUCUCCACUGAAGGCCCUCCCAGGAAGAAGGUGUUUAUGGUGAUUGGGAUAAACACAGCUUUCAGUAGCAGGAAGCGGCGUGAUUCGGUUAGAGAGACUUGGAUGCCUCAAGGGGAACAGCUUCUUCAAUUGGAACGCGAGAAGGGAAUCAUCAUCAGAUUCAUGAUUGGUCACAGUGCAACUUCCAACAGCAUUCUAGAUAGAGCAAUUGAUUCAGAAGAAGCCCAGCACAAAGACUUCCUUCGCCUGGAACAUGUUGAAGGGUAUCAUGAAUUGUCUGCUAAAACAAAAAUUUUCUUUUCUACUGCGGUUGCAGAAUGGGAUGCCGAUUUCUUUGUUAAAGUGGAUGAUGAUGUCCAUGUCAAUUUAGGUGUACUGGCAACGACCCUUGCUCGUCAUCGUUCAAAUCCCAGGGUCUACAUUGGGUGUAUGAAAUCUGGACCUGUUCUUUCACGAAAGGAUGUUAAGUAUCGUGAACCUGAGUUUUGGAAGUUUGGUGAAGAGGGUAACAAAUACUUCCGACAUGCAACUGGGCAGAUAUAUGCAAUCUCUAAGGAUCUGGCCACUUACAUUUCCAUCAAUCAGCCAAUAUUGCACAAGUAUGCUAAUGAAGAUGUCUCACUCGGCGCAUGGUUCAUUGGUCUGGAAGUUGAGCAUAUUGAUGACCGGAGUAUGUGCUGUGGGACUCCUCCAGACUGUGAGUGGAAGGCUCAAGCAGGUAACAUAUGUGUUGCAUCCUUUGAUUGGAGCUGUAGUGGAAUCUGCAAGUCAGUAGAGAAGAUUAAAUUUGUCCACUCAAAGUGUGGUGAAGGGGAUGGAGGUGUUUGGAGUGCUUUAUUUUAGGUUGGUUCAAGGGAAAGAGGAACUGAUAGUUUAAUGCAAUUGAAACAAAGGCAGUUUUCUUUUCUGGGUUAUGAGUUGGAAAUCUGUGCAAAUAGAAAUAACAUGGAAGAUUUCCUCAGCCUUUUAAAGCUACCGGAGAGGAUGCUUGAUCAUUUUGGUGGAAACUGUUGUUUCAAGUUUAGAAUUGCAUGAAUUUGGAUUUAAGGUUACACGUGUUCAUGUUACCUUCCCGUCUUAUUUUAGGGUGUGCGAGGAUAUGAUAUCUAUACUCGGUGUUAUGUAACAUGGGCCUCUUUUUUAUGUUUCUGUUUUUGUUUACUCGAUGUUUUUUUUUAUGUAUUUGUGCAAGGUCGAAUUUUUGUUUUGUAUAGUGA